Messenger RNA from Sceloporus undulatus (fence lizard), 5445 nucleotides. RefSeq names its product FANCD2 and FANCI associated nuclease 1 (gene FAN1). Gene Ontology annotation, biological process: interstrand cross-link repair. The coding region runs from base 118 to 3183 and encodes 1021 amino acids. The transcript is spliced from 15 exons. NCBI's taxonomy places the organism in Eukaryota, Metazoa, Chordata, Lepidosauria, Squamata, Phrynosomatidae. Gene Ontology annotation, cellular component: nucleus. Gene Ontology annotation, molecular function: flap-structured DNA binding; 5'-flap endonuclease activity; 5'-3' exonuclease activity. The record is from RefSeq and is a predicted model, not a curated record.
CAGUCAGCCAACGUCUCAACUGCUUAGAAGAGGCUGUUUGAAAGCAUGAAACAAGAGGUAUUUCUGUUUGUUUAAAUGAGGGAAUGCCUCCAUUUGUCACACUAAUAGGUUCUCGCAAUGGCUGGAAACAGGCUUCCGGAAAAUAAAAAGCCUCGGCUAAACCUCAGCAAAACCAAGAGAAAAGCGGCAAGCGGCGUGGAAGCGAAAGAGGACUCCUCUUUAGCAAUGCCUUCCUCUUCCUCCAUCGCUUCCUUUUUCAACAACGUCCCUCCUGCCAAAAUUUCUUGCCCUUUGUGCGGCCAGAUCGUCUCGAGAUACGGAAUCAACAAACAUAUAGAUGAAGUUUGCGAAAAGAGCCAACGCGACGACGUGGUUCUGGUCGACUCAGGUACGGUUCCUUUGGCGGAUGUUUUGAGUCCGUAUUUUGCAAAGAACGCCUCGACGCCGGAAAAAAAUCCGAAUCCCCCAGGAGCAGAUGACUGUGAACGAAAGGCACUUGCAGGAGGAGAGACAAGUCCUUAUUUUAAGAAGGGGGCCGGUCGGGCGUUGAGCGAUGGGCAACCUGGUAAGGUUGACACGGUAAGGAGUAUCUCCUUAGGAAGCUUGUCGACCAAAUUGUCCAGGAAACGUCGCGCCCGAGGUGGUGAUGGGGCUUCAUCUCUGGGCAGCAAAGCCUGUGAGAAAAUGGUAGACCCAAACCCAAAAGACUCCACUUCCAUGGGAGGGUCCCAGAAAGAGAACCAGUUGCCGUUGGCAAGGUUUCAAGAGUGCCCCAGUUCGAAAGAAGGUCCAACAAAUCAAUAUGGAGCUCUGGAUUUGGUCAAUGAUUUUGACGUUUCGUCAUUACCGUUGGGCGAUCCGGUUUGCAGUGAACUUGGACUUUCAACCGGAGCCAAGGAGCCACCAAAUGUCCCCAAGAACGGCCCAGUUUUGGACCUUCAGAGGCUCCAAGUAUGUCCAUCAGCUUCCUCUGAAUUGCCAACCGGAGACGCUUCUUCUGCCGAACAAGAUCCAAUAUUCAAGGCGGGAAAGAAAUGCCAUAACCCAGUGCCUAAUGUCUCUUCUUUGGAAGACGAUGGUAUGGAAGUACUUCCUAUGGAAGGUCACAGAAAUGCAAAAAAUGAAGCGAGGGGUGAUAGUGGCUCAGGAGCUUUAGGAGAAUCGCCUCCCAUCAAAAGUAAUUUCGAAACUGUCCUCGGUGUUCCUGGACCUGAUUCGGAUGCAGAAGGUCAUCCGUAUUAUCUCAGGAAUUUCCUGAUGGUCCUGCAAGCCGUUUUGGAGAAUGAAGAUGAUCGGAGGCUCUUUGAUGAGCAAGAUUUGGAAACCGUUGCUAAAUUCUACCGGUUAUCGGCUGGAGGGCAGAAGCUAUACGUCAGGCUUUUCCAACGUAAGCUGAGCUGGAUCAAAACGAAUAAAAUAGAAUACGCUGAGAUCAGCCAGGAUCUCUCGCCUGUCAUCGGAGAGUUGGUUGAAGCUGGAUUCCUUCAAUCAGAGACAGAAUUACAGGAUCUGUCUGAGGUUCUUGAUUUGCUGUCAGCCCCUGAGCUGAAGACUUUAGCAAAGACGUUCCACUUGAGAAACCCGAAUGCUCAGAAACAGCAAAUCCUUGAAGAUUUCCUCCGGCUGGCAAAACAACGCUCCUUUUUCAGCUCAAACCAGGCCGGCGUUGGAAGUGUGAUUCUGAAACGGGCAAAAGAGCUGGCUGGGAAGUGUGUCCGGAUUUGCAAAGGGCCUCGGGCGGUCUUCUCUCGGGUGUUGCUCCUCUUCUCCUUAUCUGACCCAACGGAGGAUGAAGAAGCAGGGAGUGGAGGCCAGGGACAACUCUCCACUGUCCUCAUGGUCAACAUGGGCCGGGUGGCCUUCCCCACUUACAAUGUCAACAGAAAAACACCAAUAUUUGAGGAUCGUGAUGAUUUUAUCAGAUAUGCCACUGCUGCACACCUGUCAAAUGACGUCUCCGUGGCUCAGGCUAAUGGAAACUGGAAAGAAGGCCACAACCUCUACAAGGCUGCAAAAGUAGCCUGGGAAGAGUUGAAAGAUCACCCUUCUCUAAGGCAUCACGCUGCCCUGCCCGAAUACCUGAGGCGUUUCACGGUCGGUUGGGUGUAUACACGUAUCCUCUCCCGUGGAGUCGAGAUCUUGCAGAGGCUUCACAUGUACGAGGAGGCUGUGGAGCAGCUGCAAGACCUGUUGGCUCAGGAGAUUUAUUGUAUGGACAGCCGGGGACGAUGGUGGGAUCGACUGGCUCUCAACUUGCACCAGCACUUGAAAGACACAGAGAAGGCUGUUCAGUGCAUCCGGAAAGGUCUCCUGGACCCAUUUGUCCGCACCGGCCACCGGCUUUCCCUCUCCCAGCGAGCUCAGAAGAUCAGAGAGUCCCCGGUGUGUAAGAAAUUCAGGUCUGUCUUGCAAGACUUGCCUCUCCUCCAUGUGGAAGACGUUGCCCAUGUGACCAUCAAAGGAAAGCUGUGCCCGCAGACCGGGAUGGGGAAGUCUGUGUUCAUUAUGGAAGACCUCAGCAUGGGAGACCAAGGAGAAGACCUUGAGCCAUCAACUUUCAUGUGCUCUGUGGAGGAGCUGGCGUUGGCCCACUACAAGCAGAACGGAUUCAAUCAAGGAAUUCAUGGUGAAGGAUCUACGUUUAGCACUCUCUACGGCCUGUUGAUGUGGGAUAUUCUUUUCAUGGAUGGCAUCCCAGAUGUCUUUAGGAAUCAUUACCAGGCUUUUCCCUUGGAUUUAUACACCGACAGCUUUUAUGAGAACCGCCAGGCAGCUCUUGAAUCCAGACUCGAACUGCUAUAUAACGCUUCGGCUGAGACUCUACAGGACUGGAUUGGCGAUGUCUGGAAUGCCCAGGAAGGCAAAGCAGCGGCACUUAUUAGCUGGGAACGGUUCUCUUCCCUCCACCAGGCUCAAAGCCUGGCGUGCUGCUUUGGGGGUCCUUUCCUGAGCGGAGUUUUCCGGCGGCUUUCAAAAGAUCUGCGCCAUUGCAGAGGCGGCCUCCCUGAUCUUGUCGUCUGGAGAAGUGAAGACCAGCAGUUUAAGCUGGUGGAAGUCAAGGGCCCCAAUGAUCGCCUCUCCCACAAGCAGAUGCUGUGGCUGGCUGAGCUGCAGAGGUUGGGCGCAGUGGUUGAAGUCUGCCAUGUGGUUGCCAUCGGAGCCAAAAGCAAACGCCUGAGCUGAAAUACCUAUACGGAAUUUUUUUGGACUACCGAAAGCAAACAGAUCCGGAACAGAUCCCUACAAAAACAGGGUUGACUGUAUUUUACAUUACUUGGCUGUGUUUGCAAACUGUAUACUUCCUGUGUGUAUCAGUGUACAAUACAGGAGUGUUUGAUCAAAUCAUCGAGGGCAACUAAUGUGACUCUAUAUAAUGCAGAAUGGAUGAUUUACUGACCAACUUUUCAAAUGAAGACUGGCUCAUUUCUGAUUUAUUUUUUUUUAAGUAACAGUAAGACCCAUGUUUGAGUCUUAAUAACUGGGGUAGGAUGCACUAUAUAAUGCAAUGUAAAAGAAGCUCUUUUUGCUUCAGGGGCAUCGUUCAGAGAAGAAAUAAAUAUACUUAGACAGCGGUCAGAUGCUCUUCCAAAUCUUGCUAACUGAAUUGGGCUCGCUGUUGCCAUUUACUGCUUUCCCACAUUGUUGUGGUGUUAUAAGAGCUACUUACAACACCUUCAGAAUAUUUGGGAGUUAAAAACAUGUUUUUCAGAGAAAAUCUGUAUAGCAGCUCCCUUGCAGGCGGUGUGGCAACCUCCCCAAUGCUCAUUGUAAUCCAUGGAAAAUAUCCAGCAAUUAAUCCUUUAUGGCACAUUCGGCACAGAGGUAAAUUUUAGAUUCUUGAAUGAUUUGGCAGAAUGUAAGAUAGAAGCAUAUAAUUAACCUUCUUUGGGCAACAUGCAACACUAGCAAGAUAAAUCAUGUUGCAUUUUUACAAACGUAUACAUCCCAGAAACCUCAAAACUAACCAGGUAUUUAGCAUUCAGUCAUCUUCUGCUGAGGCAAAGCACACUGCAGAAUUAAUAUUUAGAAUCAUAGAAUCAGAGCUGGAAGACACCCCAAAGGGCCAUCCAGUCCAGCCCUGUUCUGCCAUGCAGGAACUCACAAACCACCCCCCAUUUAAGUCACCAACUGGACAACCUCCAAGUGCAGGGCUUGCACUUUACUUUGGUGUAGGGAUGUGAAUGCAAACAGUUGAACCACACUCCAAUGUUCCAUUUAAGUAUCCCUGAAAUCAGUGGGACAAGAUCAUUGCAACUAGUCCCCUCCCCAUUACCUGCUAUUGGAUUUAACUAAAUUGGGCUCCCUCUGGAUGAUGGCAUUGAUCUCAAGCUGUCUGUAAAAAAUGUCUCAGAACUGUCGUUUUUCUAAAGCCACUUUCACCCACUGGUUCAGAAAGACCAAAAUGCAUACUUGGUAACAGUUGAAUACAACCUUAAGAUGAAACCCAUCCAUAGUUUAUGGUUGCAAGCUUCUAUACAUUUAACUAAGAACUGAAUCCCAUUGAAUUAAGUAAGAUUUAUUUCUGAGCUGAUAUACAUAUUGCGUAUUUCAGAGACAGAGUUGAGGAAGGGUUUAAAGUGAGUGGUAUCCAAGCUUUUUUGUUUAUUGUACUUGUAAAGAAGAAACAGUUUUCUAGUAAGGGCUGUAUACAAGGAGCUUUUCUUUUUUAAAUGCCAUAGGGCUGGAGUCCUGAUACCAGGGACUCAGAACAGUUUCUUCAUGGUGCCAAGUUAUCAGUGGAAUGAAAGAUGCAAGCCUUGGGAUUGCCCUAGUGCAGUGAUGGUGAACCUUUUGGAGGCUGAGUGCCCAAACUGCAACCCCAAACCCACUUAUUUAUUGCAAAGUGCCAUGUCCCUCUGGCUUUCUAGUAACAAACUCUGGCAAACUCUGUGCUGGGACAACGGCACAUAUGCCCACAGAGAGGGCUCUGAGUGCCAACUCUGGCACAUGUGCCAUAGGUUUGCCAUCACUGCCCUAGUGUUCACAUUGACCUAUGGGAAAAGUGGUUUGUUCCUGACCCUUCAGGGACUUCUAAACUGAUUUGUCCCAAUAGCUGAUGUCAUUUACAUUUCGAAGGCAUGAAGAUUAGUCCCAAGUACAUAGCAAGGUAUAUAAUAUUUUGUAAUGGAGUUUACCAUCUUUGUUGUACAUACAGCUUUUGUACGAGAUCAAUACUUUUACAAAAGCUAAACUGCUUGAGUAAUGUCUCAAGAUGAAACGGAGUGAAGGGUGCAAUGGGCCCUUGAUGAAACACAGAGGAACUUCAAUUUCAAGUGUUAUUAGUGAGACUAAAAUGUUUUGAGACACUAUUCUUUAUAAAACACAGUUCACUAUUUUAUGUCAUACUACGUAAAUAAUACUGUUUCUUACUGACGAGCCAUUUAUAACACUUUUGAAUUAAAAAAGUUUGCAUUGUUUAUUUUCUGUGGUCAAUAUUAAACUGAA